Messenger RNA from Aureobasidium vineae, 591 nucleotides. The record is from the annotation of a GenBank genome assembly. Lineage: Eukaryota; Fungi; Ascomycota; Dothideomycetes; Dothideales; Saccotheciaceae.
CGCCGCUACCUUCGCCUAUUCAAAUGGAUAGAUUUCGGCCAACUUACUCUCCAGUCGACCUCUGAACCCGAUUCCUCACGCCGCCUACUCAAGACCGCNAAAAACGCUCUCCUGGCACUAUACUUUUUCAUGGAGAUGUUUUGCAUAACUUGGUUUAUUGCCAUUAGUGUCUCGCUGCUCUUGACGUUGUACGACAUCUUCGGCUUCUCCCACUCCUCGCCUGCGAAAACUGCUUUGUACACCACUCUCAUCUGCGACGUUUGCGACAUUACCAUUCCUGGUUCUGCAGUCGGUUGGAUCCCCGUGUCUUCUGUGACUGUGGCGAUAGCAAGUAGUAUCUCCAGCAUUCUUGUCGGAAAAGACAUCUGGGAGAGGGUGCAGCAGGAAGCAAAGCAGAAAGAGCAGAGAAAGAGGGAAAAGGCAGCAAGGAAAGUUAGAUUUGACGCCGGAACAAAGGCUGAAGAGAAUGAGAAGGACGUAGUGGAUGGAGAGAAGGAAAGGAAUGGUGUUGUGAAUGGGGGCGUCAAGACUUUGGUCAAUGUUGUUGGAGAUGAAGAUGGGAGUGUUAAGAAGAGGGUAAAGAAAGCAUAG